UCAGUUCUUUGUUGUCACAGACUGUUUGAGCUUACUCCAGUCACUGGGACUUAUUCACACCUUCAAAUUUCCUGAACUUUUCAGAUUUCUAAAAUUUGUGGCAAACUGAGUGACAAAAGCAAUGAAUGUUGAGCACUUCCCUGGGGUCCAGUGCAUAUGGAGCUAUGGGUGUAUGGAUAUGGUUUUGGUAGGAAGGCAUCAUCCCAAAAUGUCAUCAGUCAGCAAGAGGAGUGUCUAAAGGAACUGGAGGAACUCAAAUUUGAAAUCCAGAAGUGUCAAUUUGAGAGGGAUGAACUUUAUCAAAUCCUGGACCUUUAUAUCUAUGAUGAAUGGGACCACAGGCUGGAUGUCGAAUUGCCAGUACUUCAAUCCGAACAUGAGAUGAGAAUGAUGGCUAUGCAAAUGAUGACCAACUCAAUAAGUGAUGCCAUGGAGAGGUACAAGGAGCUCAUACAAGUGAACAGUUCCUACCGCAUCAGGCACUCCCAGCUCCUGCGUGAACAAGCUCAAUUGAAGAACAAUAUACAGAUUUUGCUGAAUGAGAAGAGAGAACUGCUGGUGGAGCAGACUGAACGGCCAGCAUCCUCUGUGGAGGCAAAGAGGCUCUGUGAAGAGGCCGGAAUGAACAUCUGUGACCCCAGAGCCAAGCAACAGCAGGUCUGAAGUUCUCCAGCAGAAACUCGAACAUGACACAGACCAGGACAAGAUCUCCCUUGGAGAGAAGUGCUACAGGAGGAGAACUAAGUGUGCACAGCAAAUCACCACUAUUGCAUCUCAUCUGUAAUGUCCAUAGCAAUUGUGGACUGCAUUUUCCUCCUUUAGUUUGACUUCUUUGGAUUGAAUAGGCCGUACUUUCACCUCGCCUCUCUCCAGCAAGUGUAAUCUUUUGGAGGGACCCAGAGAAGUGCUGAUGCACAUCAAUCAAGAGCUGCUGGUCAUCCAGAAAGACUGUGCACGUGUAAAUUUGUACUUGUCCUGAUGGGUCAUCCAGAAUUGUGUCGUGGAGAUCAGUUCACAACAUUGGAAAGACUUUGAGACAAAGUCUGUGAUGUAUUUUAUACUCAGUAAUGGAUGGUCUUGUCCUUCAUACCCCACUCCAAUCGAAGAGACCUCCUUACAUUCCAUCAGUAACUGCUUGUCUAUUAUGUUCCAAGGCCAACCACGGGGUAUAAGUCUGUUCUGCAAAAUGAAUAGCAAAAGAAUGUUUAGCACAAUUCCUCUGUUUAGAUUUUGGUUUGAGUUUUGAUUAUUUUGGUUUUUUCGUUUUUCUUGUAUUCAUUUGAAAGUUUGUUAUUUAUUUGUUUUUGUUUUAUUCUUGCAGUUGAUUCGCUAUUUUGAUAAGGAUAUAGACUGUAUAUAUUGACUACCCGCAUCUGGUUACUAUUGAGUAAAUUGGAUGUAUUCUUUUAAAUAAAACAGUAAUCUCAAA
Molecule: messenger RNA, 1429 nt
Organism: Rattus rattus (black rat)
Lineage: Eukaryota; Metazoa; Chordata; Mammalia; Rodentia; Muridae
Exons: 5
Coding region: 157-663 (168 amino acids)
Source: RefSeq, a predicted model, not a curated record